AUGGUCUCACUCUACAAUGCCUCCAUCCCCAUGAUGCUCAAAUACCUGGGCAAUCUCAAAGUCAUCCUCACAAAGGCCGAACAGCACUGCAUCGCCAAAGGUCUCAAUCAAGAAGAAAUGAUCAAGUUCAGACUCAUCGAAGAUAUGCGGAGCCUCGACUACCAAGUCCAAUCAAUCUCAAACACCUCAAAAUUCCUCGCCACCCGCGUCUUCCACGCCAAAGACACCUACUUCCCCGACGACGAAACAACCUUUCCCCAACUCCAAUUCCGCGUCGACGCCACAGUCGCCAUCCUCGCCGCCCUCACACCAGAGACUUCCUCCAGCCCCAGCCCCAGCCCGAGCCGCGAGGAGGAGGAGGAGGAGGAGGAGGAGGACGGCGAUCGAGAAAUCCUCAUGGAGACAAAAUCAAUGGGCACCUUCCGCUUCACAGCCUACUCCUACGUCAUCCAGUACGCCUGCCCAAACUUCCACUUCCACCUCGGCUCCGCCUACUGCAUCCUCCGCCAUCUCGGCGUGCCCCUGACGGCCUUUGAUUACCUCGACACGCAGCGGGACUUGUUCGUCAAGGUAGAGGAGGAGAAGAAGCCCGAGGAGACUCCUGCCUCAUAG
Messenger RNA from Colletotrichum phormii, 612 nucleotides. RefSeq lists its product as uncharacterized. NCBI's taxonomy places the organism in Eukaryota, Fungi, Ascomycota, Sordariomycetes, Glomerellales, Glomerellaceae. The record is from RefSeq and is a predicted model, not a curated record. Bases 1 to 612 code for a protein of 203 amino acids. The transcript is spliced from 2 exons.